This is a messenger RNA of Cynocephalus volans (Philippine flying lemur), 2143 nucleotides long. It is a transcript of the gene RACGAP1, whose product is annotated as Rac GTPase activating protein 1. Gene Ontology annotation, biological process: mitotic cytokinesis; Rho protein signal transduction; mitotic spindle midzone assembly. Gene Ontology annotation, molecular function: GTPase activator activity. Lineage: Eukaryota; Metazoa; Chordata; Mammalia; Dermoptera; Cynocephalidae. The coding region runs from base 70 to 1968 and encodes 632 amino acids. The record is from RefSeq and is a predicted model, not a curated record. Gene Ontology annotation, cellular component: midbody; cleavage furrow; centralspindlin complex. The transcript has 17 exons.
UGGAAGGCGGCCCAGGUGGGGCCAGGGGGACCCGGCGAAGUGAGUGCUGGGGACUUCGAGACCAGAAAGAUGGAUGCUAUGAUGCUAAAUUUGCGGAAUAUGUUUGAGCAUCUUGUGCGCCGGAUGGAGAUUCUCAGUGAAGGAAAUGAACUCCAAUUCAUCCAGUUGGCGAAGGACUUUGAGGAUUUCCGUAGAAAGUGGCAGAGAACAGACCAUGAGCUGGGGAAAUACAAGGAUCUUUUGAUGAAAGUGGAGACUGAGCGUAGUGCUCUGGAUGUUAAGCUGAAGCAUGCACGUAAUCAGGUGGAUGUAGAGAUCAAACGGAGACAACGAGCUGAGGCUGACUGUGAAAAGCUGGAACGACAGAUUCAGCUGAUUCGAGAGAUGCUCAUGUGUGACACAUCUGGCAGCAUUCAACUAAGUGAGGAGCAAAAAUCAGCUCUGGCUUUUCUCAACAGAGGCCAACCAUCCAGCGGCAAUGCUGGGAACAAAAGACUGUCAACCAUUGAUGAAUCUGGUUCCAUUUUAUCAGAUAUCAGCUUUGACAAGACUGAUGAAUCACUGGAUUGGGAUUCUUCUUUGGUGAAGACUUUCAAACUGAAAAAGAGAGAAAAGAGGCGCUCUAAUAGCCGACAGUUCGUUGAUGGUCCCCCUGGACCAGUAAAGAAAACUCGUUCCAUUGGCUCCACGGUAGACCAGGGGAAUGAAUCCAUAGUUGCAAAAACUACAGUGACCGUUCCCAAUGAUGGCGGUCCCAUUGAAGCUGUGUCCACUAUUGAGACUGUGCCAUAUUGGACCAGGAGCCGAAGGAAAACAGGUACUUUACAACCUUGGAAUAGUGACUCCACCCUGAGCAGCAGGCAGCUGGAGCCAAAAACUGAGACAGACAAUUCAGGGACGCCACAGAGUAACGGAGGGAUGCGCCUGCAUGACUUUGCCUCUAAGACGGUUAUUAAACCUGAAUCCUGUGUUCCUUGUGGAAAGCGGAUAAAAUUUGGCAAGCUGUCUUUGAAGUGUCGAGACUGCCGUGUGGUCUCUCAUCCAGAGUGUCGGGACCGUUGUCCCCUUCCCUGCAUCCCAACCCUUAUAGGAACACCUGUCAAGAUCGGAGAGGGAAUGUUGGCAGAUUUUGUGUCCCAGACUUCUCCAAUGAUCCCCUCCAUUGUUGUCCACUGUGUAAAUGAGAUUGAGCAGAGAGGGCUGACUGAGACAGGCCUGUAUAGGAUCUCAGGCUGUGACCGGACAGUAAAAGAGCUGAAAGAGAAAUUCCUCAGAGUGAAAACUGUACCCCUCCUCAGCAAAGUGGAUGAUAUCCAUGCCAUCUGUAGCCUUUUAAAAGACUUCCUUCGAAACCUCAAAGAACCCCUUCUGACCUUUCGGCUAAACAAAGCCUUUAUGGAAGCAGCAGAAAUCACAGAUGAGGACAACAGCGUAGCUGCCAUGUACCAGGCUGUUGGUCAACUACCACAGGCCAACAGGGACACAUUAGCUUUCCUCAUGAUUCACUUGCAGAGAGUGGCUCAGAGUCCAAACACUAAAAUGGAUGUUGCCAAUCUGGCUAAAGUCUUUGGUCCUACAAUAGUUGCCCAUGCUGUGCCCAACCCAGACCCAGUGACAAUGUUACAGGAUAUCAAGCGUCAACCCAAGGUGGUAGAGUGCCUGCUUUCACUGCCUCUGGAAUAUUGGAGUCAGUUCAUGAUGGUGGAGCAAGAGAACAUUGACCCCCUGCAUGUCAUUGAAAAUUCAAAUGCCUUUUCAACACCACAGACACCAGAUAUUAAAGUGAGUUUACUGGGGCCUGUGACCACUCCUGAGCAUCAGCUUCUCAAGACUCCUUCAUCUAGCUCCCUGUCGCAGAGAGUCCGCUCCACCCUCACCAAGAACACUCCCAGAUUUGGGAGUAAAAGCAAGUCUGCCACCAACCUAGGACGACAAGGCAACUUUUUUGCUUCUCCAAUGCUCAAAUGAGGCCACAUCUGCCUGUUACUUGCCAGAAUUUACCGACUGAAAGAAAGGGCACACCUGUACUCUCUGCUCCACAGCCUCUUGUAUUCAAUACUACUUUUAGCAUUCUCCAGGCUUUUAAUCAAGUUUAAUUGUGCAUGAGGGUUUUAUUAAAACUAUAUAUAUCUCCCUCUCCUUC